Messenger RNA from Candida tropicalis MYA-3404, 258 nucleotides. RefSeq lists its product as uncharacterized. Gene Ontology annotation, biological process: mitochondrial respiratory chain complex IV assembly. The transcript has a single exon. Gene Ontology annotation, cellular component: mitochondrial intermembrane space. The record is from RefSeq and is a predicted model, not a curated record. NCBI's taxonomy places the organism in Eukaryota, Fungi, Ascomycota, Pichiomycetes, Serinales, Debaryomycetaceae. Bases 1 to 258 code for a protein of 85 amino acids.
AUGCAACCAGAUUCAAAUAUAAAUCAUAAUAACAAAGAAGAAGUCGAAGAUGAUGAUGAGCCAGAUGAAUGGGAUUCAAGAAUAUUGAAAACGGGAUGUUAUCAAGAGAAUUUGAAUUUACAAUUAUGUCACGCCGAUAAAGGAGAUUGGAGACAAUGUUUGAAAGAAAUGCAACUAUUUAGAGAAUGUUGGGAAAAGAAUAAGAACAAUGAAAGAACCCAAACUGUCAAUAAUGAUGAUAAUGAUAAUGAUGCUUGA